AUGGACCAAGCUUCUAUCUCAACCAAAAUUGACCGAUUCAACAUGAUCGUCAACGCCUUGACAUUCGGAUCGUUAGCGACUACAUUUCUGACAACAUUCCUCAUCGGAUACAAGCUCUACCGUGUGACACAAGUAGAGCUGCAGGGCAGCAGGACGUUGUUGAUGCGGAUUAUACGAAUAUUUGCAGACUCUUCAGCGCCUUAUUCGAUGAUUUUGAUUGUUUACUCUGUCAUUCCGACUAUACAAGGGUGUUGUCACGGCCAAGGGGACGAACGUAUCAUUCAGGCCUCGUUUUAUGUCAGCUCAAUACUCCCAAUUGUUGCGGGUCUGUUCCCCACAAUAUUGGUCGCACGAUUGACGGUGUCAGAUCCAAGCCAGCUCAAAUCGCAAACGGCGAAUCCUCAAUUUACGGAAUUAAGCGCCGGUUUCUCAGGCGUAUCCACUGAAAUUGGUCGGUGGAGACUUUCAGUUGACUCUAGGAAUAUAGAUUCCAUAUAG
This is a messenger RNA of Psilocybe cubensis, 498 nucleotides long. RefSeq lists its product as uncharacterized. The record is from RefSeq and is a predicted model, not a curated record. NCBI's taxonomy places the organism in Eukaryota, Fungi, Basidiomycota, Agaricomycetes, Agaricales, Agrocybaceae. The transcript is spliced from 2 exons. The coding region runs from base 1 to 498 and encodes 165 amino acids.